CCCAGGGCGCUGAAAUCCUGUUGUCUUUAUCCCCCGAUGGGAAUCGCAGCUGGAAUGAUCCUUUCUCUGUAAAGCAGCCCGAGCUCCGCCUGCCUGCUUGUGCCUCGGCAUGUGAGCAGGAUCCCAUUUCACAGACGUGCUCUUGCCCUGCGGCUGAUACUCAGGUGGCUCUCUGUGACCUCUCCCCCUGCCUCCACCUUUCCCCAUGUGAUCUGAUCUCCCUCAGAAACUCCUCCUCCUUCCCCUCUACUGCUUCCUCCUCCCCUGGACUUUCCUAUGAGGUCACCAGCUGCUCCCUGGCUCCUCCCCUCUGCAUCCCCUGGCUGUUGCGGGCCGUGGCUCCGCCUCCCCUGUAGAGAGUCCGCUCCUCGCGUUCAUUUCAUUCCUCUUCUCAUUCCGAACAUUCUUAGCAUCGCUCGCGCCGCACAAGCCCAUUCGAAAGCCCAGCCCGCCCUGCCGCCACCGGUUUGGGGGCAGUAACUAAUCACUUGAAGGGCUUCAAUAAUCCCGCAAGCCAACAAGCUGUAGAGCCCAGACACACACACAAAUUUAAGAGAUUUUUCAAAUAACAAUAACAGCAAUAAUAACAACAGCAAGCAAAAACACCAAGGCUAGAAAUUAAGCAAGCAAAGUCCCCAGGGGAAGCUGGAAGAAGUUUGCAAUUGAAUUGCAAAAGGCUGGUGGUGUUUGCAAAGGUGGGGAGUGGAGUGGAGAGCUGCUGCUGCUGCUACUACUGCUGGUUAAUUGCACAUUCAAGUGGAAAAUUUUCCGGAGUCAGCAGAAACAUUGUAUCCAAAAAAAGACAAAAGUCGCAGUUACAACAAAACCCGGAGAUUGUCCCUGGAAAACUUGCUUUCGAUUUAUUCUCUUAAAGCCUCCAGGCUAAGGCUUGGAGAAACCAGCCAUCACCAUUGAGCCCAGCAGCUGGAGCGGCAGCGAGAGCCCUGCCGAGGACAUUGAAAGAAUGAGUGAUUCUGCAGAUAAACCUAUUGACAAUGAUGCAGAAGGUGUCUGGAGUCCAGAUAUCGAGCAGAGCUUUCAGGAGGCACUAGCCAUAUAUCCUCCUUGCGGGAGGAGGAAAAUCAUAUUGUCUGAUGAAGGCAAAAUGUAUGGUAGGAAUGAACUGAUAGCCAGAUACAUCAAACUUAGAACGGGAAAGACACGGACCAGGAAACAGGUGUCUAGUCACAUACAGGUCUUAGCAAGGAAGAAAGUUCGAGAAAUUCAAGCCGCCAUUAAGGUGUCUAGUCACAUUCAGGUUCUUGCCAGAAGGAAAUCUCGUGAUUUUCAUUCCAAGCUGAAGGAUCAGACUGCAAAGGACAAAGCACUCCAGCACAUGGCAGCUAUGUCAUCAGCUCAAAUAGUAUCUGCAACAGCGAUUCACAAUAAGUUGGGCCUCCCAGGAAUUCCCCGUCCUACGUUUCCUGGAGCACCUGGAUUUUGGCCAGGGAUGAUACAAACAGUGCAGCCUGGAUCUUCACAAGACAUAAAGCCAUUUGUCCAGCAAGCCUACCCUAUACAGCCGACAGUCACGACUCCUAUUUCAGGGUUUGAACCUGCAUCAGCUCCAGCGCCCUCAGUUCCAGCUUGGCAAGGUCGAUCUAUUGGAACAACUAAACUCAGAUUGGUGGAAUUUUCAGCUUUUCUGGAACAACAAAGAGAUCCAGAUUCUAAACACCCUUUAUGGAUGAUGCUACCACUCUGGUCUAUAAGUGAAGACUGGAAAAGUUUUCCAAUUGUACUUGAAGAUACCAUGAUUAAGUAUAACAAACACCUCUUUGUGCACAUCGGACAUGCCAACCAUUCUUACAGUGAUCCAUUGCUAGAAUCAGUGGACAUUCGUCAGAUUUAUGACAAAUUCCCUGAAAAGAAGGGUGGCUUGAAGGAGCUGUUCGGAAAAGGACCUCAGAAUGCCUUCUUCCUAGUAAAAUUUUGGGCUGACUUAAAUUGCAACAUUCAAGAUGAUACAGGAGCAUUCUAUGGUGUAACUAGUCAGUAUGAGAGCUCAGAAAACAUGACAAUCACCUGUUCCACCAAAGUCUGCUCAUUUGGAAAGCAAGUCGUAGAAAAAGUAGAGACUGAAUAUGCCCGGUUUGAGAAUGGCCGGUUUGUGUUUAGAAUAAACCGCUCUCCAAUGUGUGAAUAUAUGAUCAAUUUUAUCCACAAGCUCAAGCAUUUACCAGAAAAAUAUAUGAUGAACAGCGUGUUGGAAAACUUUACAAUUUUGUUGGUUGUAACAAACAGGGACACACAAGAAACCCUACUUUGCAUGGCUUGUGUAUUUGAAGUUUCAAACAGCGAACACGGUGCACAGCAUCACAUCUACAGGCUUGUAAAGGACUGAACACUUAUUUAUAGACACGUUUCAUAACUCCUUAUCAAAAGACAGACUGUCAACCUCAACACUACGUGGCGUUCCUCUGGCUGAGCUUUCUCCUACAUUUUUCUAAACCUCAUUUUAGUGUCUGAAUAUAUAUUGUAGCUGUGAAAUUCUGGUACAGUUGUACAAAUUCUUUCUAAAACAAAGUGUUCUUCAAAUUUAUAAAACCACCGUUCCUUGGGGAGACUAUAUUUAAGAAUUUCAAGGCCUUUGUGGAAGUUCUAAUUUUUGUUGUUGUUGUGUUGGAAAAAUCUAUGACAGAACAUUUGCCAUGGGAAAACUUAACAGCAAUUAUAAGAGUUUAUGAGGUGUUUUGUCUAAAUUAAUAAAAAAUGUUUUUAAUAUGCUAGUGAAACUGAAAUGAAUUUUAACUAUAAGCAUAAAUUAGCACAGAAAUUCUUUUUAGAAUUAUCUUCAUAAAUGGUUACUGUGGACGUUACAAACGAAUGUAAUUCACUAAAUUAUUUUAUAACUACAACUCAAUUUCUGUUUGAAGCCAAAUGACAAACAUAGCCUUAAGAAAUGCCUGAUGGGAGUAAAUAGGCCCUAAAAGUAGGCAAAAAUGUUAUUUUUCUUCCCUCUAUAUUAAACUAACUUUCUAAUCCAUUGAACUUUUCAAGCAGGUAUUGCAAAGCGAGAAGACUUCUCCCUUUUACUAAUUAUAUCUAGUGCAUUAAAAAGAUAUAAAGUAUUGUACUAAUAAGGACAUUUGAUUAUUUAAAAAUGGCUCGUUUUGCAAUAACUAGGUAAAUACUGAAAAAUUAGACUUACGGUGUAUGUAAUCUUGUGUGUGUGGUUAUAUAUUAUAUGAACUGUUUUGUUUUGUUUUUUCCUAAUGACUCAAGAAUUUGCAACACCAAAAUUAGUUACAAGCAAAUGUAAAGGGGGGGUAAGUGACUGCUGAAAUACAAUUAAACUGUCAGCUGAAAACCACAAAAAAGAACUGUGGUUGAGAUGAUAAUAGGUAUACAAUCAAAAGGUUCAUCUGUUUUUAAUGUCUUUAAAAUGCUAGAAAAUCGCAAGCAUCACCAGGCAAAAAAGACAGUUAUUACCUAAUGGCAGGCUUACAUUACUUGUGAUUCACCAAGCUGAGCACAGACUAAUGACCAUGUAUGGCAGCCCAUCAAGGUCUUGAUGGACAUACAAAGCUGCCUUAUUCCGAAUCAAAUCCAUUGGUUCAUCUAGUUCAGUACUGUCCACACUGACUAGCAGCACUGCUCCAAAGGCUCAAGAAGGGGUCUUUCCCAUCCCUACUUGGAGAUACCAGGGACUCCAUGCAAAGCACGUGCUUCCCACUGAGCUACAGCCCAACUGAAAUAAAUCUUCUCUUUCAGCUUGCCUGGAAAUGCAAAAACAGGAAGGUUGUCAAUGCACUUGGCAGAUCACAAUGCAUAUAUGUAUGUGACUUGGUAGAUCACAAGUUGUGUAGGCCCAUCUUAAUGGGAUUUGUUUACCCAAUCCCAUGAAGACUCUUAAUAUUAAAUGGCUUCAAAAUAAGAGUUUACAUUAGACCAUAUUGCCAAUUCCUAUAUUCCAUUUUGAGACUGCUUAGACUACUUUAGCAUAUCCCUUCCCUCGCUGUUCAAACAUUUGGUGCUCCUAAGAACAAGUGAAGAAGUUUAUUUUAUAAGCAUAUAAAUAUAUUAUUACUACAUAGGGUUUAAUUUCCUUUCAGAGGCAGCUUUCGUAAAUAUAUGUUCUUGCCCUACAUGAUAAAGGCCGAAAAGUGUCUUGGAUCAGGUUCAUAUUGGUAAAUUUUAAGCUAUAAAUGGUACAUAUCCAUAAUUCAUAAAGUACAUACAUGCUGUAAAUCAAGUGUGGGUAGACUUCAGGCUUGUUGGGUCUACUUUGUUUUUUUACUACAUAGUUUGAAUAAAGAACAGAUUGCCACCAAGCGCAUUCUGGAUAAGGUUUUAACUGGGUGUCAGCAGUGGCCACCCCACAGUAGCAGGAGAACUAGUAGUAGAACUGAAUGAGCUCAUUGUCCUUUCACACAAAAGUACACUUUUAGUUAGCUUUCUUCAUUUCAGCAGCCGAAUUUAGAUUUUAAACAAAAAUGUGUUUUUGGUACUGUUAACUGAUACUGGGAAACUCUUGUUCAGCUACUGCAAAUCAACCAGUAGAACCAAAUCUACCUUCUGCCGACCCCUGCUUUAAAUAAGUACACUGUUCUAACCUAGAAUUUUCCAUCAUCUUUUGGACACUGCCUUCUCUUUCCUGUAUGUGCCAUUGUUAUUUUCCUUAUUUUACCAUAAGUAUAACUUCCAGCUCACUGAUCAGAAGUAAUGGCAAAUCUCAAUAUCAGAUACAAAUUAGAGAUUUUUAUAUAUAUUAAGCGGUAUAGAAACGGCUUAAAUAAAAAAAUAAAAUAAAAAAAUAAACAAGAGUCGAACACACCUGGUACUUUGACUUGUAAAACCCAAAUUGGUUGAGAGGUUUGUAGGGUUUGAUCAGCUAUGAACACAGCAACUUUGCUCAAAUUUCCAUUCUAGCCAUGUUUUCUCCCUCUCAGACCUGAGUUUUGAGGCUUCAGGACUCUUUGAUUUGCCUCUUCCCUCCCAUCAGAUAUGAGAAGCUGUAUAACUUACAGGAUGAAAUCAUGAAUAAUAUCUAUGGACAAUUUUCUUCUUUACAUUAAGGCACUAGGUCAAUAGCUAAUGCACUUUGAAAUACAGCUUCACGCAUACUUAAGAAAUAUUUUCAGUGUGCUGCUUAGAAUAAUGGUUAUUUUAUACUAUGAUAAGCAAGCUGUUGGUUAUUCUAUGUCUACAUAAAACAUGGAAAUCUUUCACACAAUUAGAGUUGACCAUGGGGGUGGAAUAUGCUCAGGAUAUAAAUAGCUUGGAGAUUUCUGUUUUAUCACAUUGUCAGAAGAGGUAUUCAGCUUCUGGAACGCUGCAAAACUUGUAGCAGGUUGUAUGCAGUCUUCCAUUCAUGACUCCCAUUCAGACUUUCUCAUGGCUUGUUACAGUGUCCCUACAACACCUGUAACGUCUGAAAAGGAAAACUGUGUUGUGCAAGAAGGUGCCCAGACAGCUGCUUUCAGGUUCCAGAUGUGCAUUCACAUAGGUAGGAAAGAGCAGGGGAGAAAGAAUGGAAAGUCAAGUAUGACCCUUUGACUCUUUGAGCCCUCUGCAAGUUGCAUGUAUUUUGUCCUACAGAUAUUAAAGCAGAUGAACUUCUUAGUCAUUUUAACUCUGUGAACUGCACAAUUAGAUGCUUAUGGCUGCAACUCUUCAUCAGUUUUUAAUACUAACAGUGAAUUAAAUUAAAGCACUGUAUCUUACUAAAGUAUCUAAAGUAGCCCUUUAUUUUGAAGCACUUGGUGUUACAAGUCUGAAACUACUUCCUUUUUAAUGCUAUCUUUUUUUGAGGCUUUUGGUCUUGAUGGAUUUAUUUUUUAAAAGAAGAAAGUUGUAAAUUUUUAGAAUAAUGAUACACCUUAAGGCAAUUCCUUGAGGUGUACAGAAGAGCAGUCAGUUUGCAAACCAGGUGCACUUCUUUUUUGCGUUAAUGUAGUCUGGGACACUAUGUAUGUAAGAACUCUACGGUUUGAAGAGUCACAACAUUUCUUGCGUUCACUUUUGUAAAACAUAUGGGGAGCUGUUUGCCUUGUCUUUAAUCUUUACGUUGGAUGUAAAUGAUUCAAUCCUCUGUGCUUGUUUCUUCUGGAAAGCCUUAAGUCCGUCAGAUGUUUUUGUGGAUUGUGUAGUCCAAAAGGCUGCCUGUAAACUGUGAGCUCUUUUGUAAGCUGGAAGCAUCUCUCUUGUUACUGUUAGUUUGUCGUAGGAACUUCUUAAUUCCGAGCUGCCAAAGCAUUACAAUAUGCAGUGCCUUAGUGCUAGAAGUACCUUUUAGCCUAUCAUGCCAAUCUUAUGUAGUCCAUUAAUUGGUUUACUUAAAAGAAAGAAAUCUCCUAGAGAGAAGCCUUUGACUACUUGGUCUAAAACACCUUCCUAUAUAAGUCAGUCCCCAUUACUACAUAGUUGGAAUAUCUAUACCAAAAUGAAAUGUUAACAGUGCUAGAAUUUUCUGCAAAAAGUGAAUUGUAUGAAUAAUGCUGCCUUCUUAAAUUCUCAUGACCAAAUACUUAAACCUUUGUGACUCUCUGCACUCUUGCAUGCAAGUGCCUUUGGUUUUGAAAUUCCAGCUUAGAAAAGUGCUGCCAUAAUAAUUACAAUUUGUAGAGACCAAAAAUAUUUAGAGAUCACCAUAAUGCCUUUGGUUUAUUGGAAACAGUCAAAACUAACAGGCCUCCAUUCUCAAAAGAGUCCUUUUAUAGUAGUGUGCUUUUUGCAAAUCACAAGAGUGCAUCGUGCAGGAAAACUAUUCUACAUGUUAUUCACUGUUUGUCAUUGUUUAUGCAGCAUUGCUGACUUGCAAGGAUAGAAAAGCAGUCAGUAUUUCACCUUUGCCAUGUCUCACUCCAUCCAGUCCUGCAUCUGAGUAAUACGAGUCCAUAUAAAUAGCAGAAGUUCAGGCAAAGGACAAAUGUGACUUUAUUAUUAUUAUUUUAGUAGUUCUAAUCUGUGAAGAUAAUUUUCUACUUUACCUUAAAUUUGCACUUGUUUUGUUUACAAAGUUGGAUGCCUAAAAUUGAAAAUGAAAGUGUAGAACAAAACUGUCCAUUUGACCUGUGCUUUUUAGCACCAAAUUAUUAGGAACGAAUGACAAAUCUCAUUGGAACAACCCUUGGAAUAGCACCAUUCCAAAACUUCCCUAUCUUUGUUGUAUUUUUUUUUUAAAUGUGCCAUUUUAACGCCAUCCAUGAAUUUAGGCAAUGCCAUUUAUUUCAAGAGACAUCAACAACACUGACGUGGAUUCAGAGGGAUACAGCAUAAUUAAAAAUUGAGAACUAAUAGCAGUAAAACCAAAAACUGGCAGAGGGGAUUUGUAGCUGUGAAUACACUUUUGUUUUUAAUAGACAAAAAUAAUUUUUAUUUAAAAUUGAUGUGUGGCACCGAAAGUGGUAAAUAUUUGUGGUUAUACCCCUCCCUAUUUCUUAAACUUGUAUUUUGUUUAUUCCUCAAAGAUCCAAAUCUCUCUGUCUUCACAUUUUAAUCUAGUAAGGAUUGCUUGGCCUCAAAAACAGACUGGCAUUGUUCACAUGUAACACUAAGACAAACUGUGGCUAGCCUGAAUGAGCAAGUGGGCUGGUGCACAGUAAGAAAAUUGUGGCCGCUUUGCUCCUGCCUCACUCCUGCUGUGCUACCAGGAGCUAAGCAAUAUUGGACUUUGCAUAACCUGUGACACCAAGCUUGUGGUUUGUCUUCCCCCCUCAAACAAACCAUGAGUGGUAAACCAAGAACAAACCUUACAGCUUGUAGUUUGCUUGGAGCAAGACAAAACGUGAGAUCAGGUUCACACAUAAUGUUUAGCCAUGGCUUAGCCCCCGGUAGGGCAGCAGCAGCAGAACCAGGGGAGAAGCGAAGCAGCCAUUAUUUUCUUACUUUGCAACAAAUUGCUUGCUCUUAUGUGUGUGAAUGAGGCCAAUAUAGAUCUACAACUAUUGAAUAUAUCUGCUGUAACAGAUAUAGGUAAGCAAGUGGCUGGAGUAUUUUUUUUAUUUUUGCCAAGGAAUCAUUUUAUUUAUUGUCUUGUGUACAAAAUUGGAAAAAUUAAUGGUACAAUUUAUGGCAGUUGAAACAUAGCUUACUUUACAAAUGUAAUGUUGUACUUACUUGAAUUCUAGAAUGGUUUUAUUUAGGUACUGUACCACUAUUCUGAAUAAUUUGCAACUUUGAUAUCUAUUUUCCCACGUUUUACCAAUGCUAGAGCCCAUUCAGUUUGACACUGAACUCAGCCUUCCUGUUUUGUCACCUUCAAGUAACAGAGCAAGCUAUUACACUGAAUGGAAGUCUGCUUGCAGUACUUGAAAUGCUGAAAGCAGUAUACUUUGUUUCCUUGAUCUAAUUCCUAGGGCAUUCUUACUUCUCUAUGGCUCAAUUUGGACAUCAAGCCAAACCGUGGCUAAGGAUGCUUAACUAUGGUUUAGUGUGGUGUCUAUUGGGCAAGGCUUUAUUAAUUUAAUCUAGUAGUAAAGCAGAAUCAGAAACCAUGGUUCUGAGUGGUUUGGAUUCAUAUUUUCUGCUAUCUAUGGUUUGAUCACAUGUCUGAAUUGAGAAACUAUAGUUAUGAGCAUUGCUCAGCUUCCAAAAGCUGUUGCAUCAUGGCAAUGGGAGAGAACUCAUGAAACUGAAUGCUCAGAGGUGGAAAAUGAAAGCAAGCAAGUAGUUCAGAACCAUGGUUUGUUUGUUGUACUCUGAAUAAUAGUAAGCACAAACCAUUCUUUGGGAGGUCUUUUGACAAUUUAGAAUCAUUCAGUUACAGAGCAAUGCUUUGUCAUUUAACAUUGCCCACUUCAUCAACACAUAUCGUUCAACAUAUGGUUCUUUUACUACAUUCACUGUCCGUGGCUGCUGUUGAUAAUCCUUUCUGUUUGCUUGCAGUCCAUCCCACAGAGAGUAACACUCCUUUGUCUCUGCCAUGUAUGGCGUUCUAAAUGUAUACACUGCUUGCACACCAGUGGGAUAUAACCUUGACCGCCCCCUGAGCAUUGCAUGCUUUGGGACCACAGCACAUGGCAAAGCAUUUAAACAUUGCUCCCUGCCACAUUGAUCAUCAGUAUGGAGUAGAGAAGGGUCUGAGUUCAGACACUGUAGAGAGCAAGUAAUGUGUAAACUGGUCCUCAUUUCAGUCCUUACUCAGGUUGAUUUUCUCUAAUCUGUUCCUUUACUUUCUCCCAGCCAUCCCCCCUGAAAAGAAAUAUUGGAUAAUUUCACAUAUAAAGAAGUUUGGAAGUGUUGAUCUCUAGCUUAGGAAGUUGCUCUGGCUGUGAGAUAUUUUUAAAAAAUCAAUUCCACUGUGUCAGUUAACUCUUAAAUGCACUCAGUUCAUAGAGAGCAUAUGCCUCCUUACAAAGUAGUUUUGUUUUUGUUUUGCAUUUUGUUUUUGUGUUCUUGAUUUCAAAUGGGCCUCUACUUCAGGCUCAUGACUGCAGAAAAAACAACAAUAUGUGCCUGAAAAAGACAAAAUAAUUGUAUAACAGUUUUAAAAACCUGAAUAGCCUUUAAUUCUUUAAUAUCAGUACAUUUUAUGUAAAACAGAUUUCUUUUUGUUUUGUUUUUAUUUGCCACAUGCAUUUGUUCACAUUGUAAAUGACUUAAUGGAAUUCUCACUUUGUUUAUUUGUGUAAUGUGUAUAAACUGGGUUUGUGACUUAAGCAUAUUCAUAUAUGGUCAGUGGUUACUUUAAUAUUGUACUGCUGCUGGUUAUUUUUUUGGGGGGGUUGUAGAAUCUGCCUUUGGAUGACAAAGUACCUCCUGCUUAGACAUGGAGGGAAAGCUCUCUCUUUUUUUUUUUUAGAAAAAAAUGGAACUUUUCAAAUCUUGUCUUAACAUAUUUUGAAGUUUUCAGAAUGAGUUUCAAUCAAACCUUUUGGCAGUACAGUAUUCUUGUAUUUGUUGUUGUCUGUGUGUAGGUACUGGUACCUUCUUUGUUUUUAAAAAUGUUUUAAGUGUUGGCUUUAAAGUGAAUUUAUCUUUAGUAUGAUAGUAAUAUGAAAAUUAUAGGGUUUGUGUGCAGAGAAUUUUUUUAUAAAAGUGCUUUGUAAAAAAAAAAAGUAUUCUAGCUUUCGCGGUACAUAUGUGUGAUAACUUUAAUAUCCAUGACAGUUAAGUGCAAUUAUUUCAUCACUCUAAAAAUGCUAUUUUUGUGUCGGUUACUGCAGGUGUUCCAUGUCUUUGCAAAGUGACACUUUUUGAUGCCUUCUUGAUAAAGUGGUAGAAUUUUUUGUAGCUUUCUAGAAACUUUGUAUUCAUACAGUAUCGAUUGAAAAUAAAGAA
Messenger RNA from Rhineura floridana, 10224 nucleotides. RefSeq names its product TEA domain transcription factor 1 (gene TEAD1). The record is from RefSeq and is a predicted model, not a curated record. The coding region runs from base 965 to 2344 and encodes 459 amino acids. Gene Ontology annotation, molecular function: DNA-binding transcription factor activity, RNA polymerase II-specific; RNA polymerase II cis-regulatory region sequence-specific DNA binding. The transcript has 15 exons. Gene Ontology annotation, cellular component: transcription regulator complex. Gene Ontology annotation, biological process: hippo signaling; regulation of transcription by RNA polymerase II; embryonic organ development. Lineage: Eukaryota; Metazoa; Chordata; Lepidosauria; Squamata; Rhineuridae.